Erigeron canadensis is the source of this 2638-nucleotide messenger RNA. Its product is annotated as flowering time control protein FY. The transcript has 18 exons. Gene Ontology annotation, molecular function: protein binding. The coding region runs from base 183 to 2378 and encodes 731 amino acids. The record is from RefSeq and is a predicted model, not a curated record. NCBI's taxonomy places the organism in Eukaryota, Viridiplantae, Streptophyta, Magnoliopsida, Asterales, Asteraceae. Gene Ontology annotation, cellular component: mRNA cleavage and polyadenylation specificity factor complex.
AAUCCCUUUCUAGUAGAAACACAAUACAGAAAAUAAAACCCUAAAACAAAAUCCCCAACCCCCGUACUAAAACUUGUCACAUGUUCAACAGCAAUCCAAAUCCCCUCCGCAAAACCCCAUCCAUCAACCAAUUCCAAUUCUGAGGGUUCUGAAUUCCAAUUUACCAUACAACAGAAACAACAAUGAUGUACAAUGAUCCUCAACAACAACAGCCAAUGUACCAGCAGCAGCAACACCCACUACCACCACCACCGCCGCCGCAACAACAAAUGAUGCAUCAACAACAACCACCGCCCCAUCAAUUCCACCACCAGCAACCGCCGCCACAACAACAACAACAGCAAAUGAUGCGUCAGCCUUCUGCUUCCUCAACAACCCUCAAUGCUCCACCUCCAGAUUACUCUCAACAAAACUUUUCUCAUUCUCAUCCCUCUUUCGACGCCCAUGUAAAUGCAGACAGCUUUGCUGCCAAAAGAAUGAGGAAAAUUGGACAAAGAAGAGCGGUUGAUUAUACGAGUACUGUUGUUCGAUACAUGCAGAGCCGUUUGUGGCAACGAGAUUCACGGGACAGGACAGUGUUACAACCCACUCCUGCUGCAGCAAUUGAUAUGUUACCAACCGUUGCCUAUUCUGACAAUCCAUCUACCAGCUUUGCUGCAAAGUUUGUUCAUACGUCUCUAAAUAAAAAUCGCUGUUCAAUCAACCGUGUGCUGUGGACUCCUACCGGCAGGCGUCUUAUAACUGGUUCACAUAGUGGAGAAUUCACUUUAUGGAAUGGCCAAUCAUUCAAUUUUGAAAUGAUUCUGCAGGCUCAUGAUCAGCCAAUCAGGUCUAUGGUAUGGAGUUACAAUGACAAUUGGAUGGUCACUGGUGACGAUGGUGGCUCUAUAAAGUAUUGGCAAAACAACAUGAACAAUGUGAAAGCAAAUAAAUCUGCACAUAAAGAAUCUGUACGUGAUCUAAGCUUUUGUAGAACAGAUUUGAAGUUCUGUUCAUGCUCCGAUGACACCACUGUUAAAGUUUGGGACUUUGCUCGUUGCCAGGAGGAGCGUUCCUUAACCGGCCAUGGCUGGGAUGUGAAAAGUGUUGACUGGCACCCUACUAAGUCUUUACUAGUCUCUGGUGCAAAAGACAAUCUUGUGAAGCUCUGGGAUGCUAAAUCAGGGAAAGAGCUAUCUUCAUUUCACGGCCAUAAGAAUACUGUUCUGUGUGUCAAAUGGAAUCAGAAUGGUAAUUGGGUAUUAACAGCUUCUAAGGAUCAAAUUAUCAAGCUAUAUGACAUUAGGGCCAUGAAAGAACUACAAUCUUUUCGCGGUCAUAAGAAGGAUGUCACUGCAUUAGCUUGGCAUCCAUUCCACGAGGAGUAUUUUGUCAGCGGGAGUUUUGAUGGAUCUAUCUUUCACUGGGUAGUUGGGCAUGAAACUCCACAGAUUGAAAUUCAAAAUGCGCAUGAUGGCGGUGUCUGGGACCUGGCAUGGCAUCCCAUUGGGUAUCUUCUUUGCAGUGGUAGCAGUGACAACACAACAAAAUUUUGGUGCAGAAAUAGGCCUGGGGAUCCAGCUCGUGAUAAAUUAAACACAGGUCAAAAUCAAGGUUACAGUGAACAAAACUCUGCUUUUGCUGGCCGAAUGUCUGUAAAUUUCUCCGGAUCUGAGCCACCAACUACUCCAGGACCAUUUGCUGGGAUGAACAGGAAUGAAGGUACAAUUCCUGGGAUUGGAGUUGCAAUGCCGUUGUCGUUAGAUACAUCAACGCAGGGUGACCAAAAACAAGCCAUAUCCUCAUCAAUGCCACCAGGAGCACCUCCGUUGCCACCAGGUCCACAUCCAUCACUCUUUGCAGCCAAUCAGCAGCAACAAUAUCAACAAAAUCCUCAGCAACCCCACCACCACCACCAAAUGACACCUUUGCAACCACCAAAUAUGCAACAUCCAUCUCAUAUGCCACUUCUACCACAUCCUCAUUUACCCCGUCCACCACCCCAGUUGCCACCUCAUAACAUGCCAUCUUCAAUGCCUGGAUCCAUGCCCAUGCAUGGUCAAAUGGGGCCAAUGAAUCAGAUGGGUCCGCCUAUGCAGCAAGGACAUUUUAUGGGCAUGAAUCCUAUGCAUUCAGGACCAGGAGGUCCACCACCCGGCAGCAUGCCAAAUAUGCAAGGUCCAUCAAGUGCGGGCGGGAACCAGAUGUAUUCACCAGGAGGUGCAUUUAACCGACCUCAAGGUGCACAGAUGCCCCCAAUGCCAGGGCUAGGUCCAUAUCAGCCUGGGAAUCCAAGUGGUGGUGGCAUGGGAACAGGACCACCAAAUUACGGUAUGCCUUCUGGUAUUCCCCCGCCACUUCCUCCUGGCCCCCCACCACAUGGACAAACACCGCAGUAGGUCUUAUUUGUACAUCUCACAGCCUUUGUUUCUUUUGCUCAAAGCUGUAUUUUUAUUUUUUUUUUGUUGGGGGGUUAUCAGUAUUGAGUUCUAGUUCUGCAUGUAACUUAAUAGUGACCAUCUUGUUGAUGAGUUUAGUGUGACAGAUUCUUAGAUAUUAGCUUGCUAUUUGCAGUCCUAUGCAGGUGAAAUUGUUAAAACUUCAAAGUAAAUCCUUGGACGUUAAAGUUUAUCCCAUUAGAACUACGUGAUUCAUAACA